This is a messenger RNA of Bacidia gigantensis, 1431 nucleotides long. RefSeq lists its product as uncharacterized. The record is from RefSeq and is a predicted model, not a curated record. Gene Ontology annotation, cellular component: nucleus; cyclin-dependent protein kinase holoenzyme complex. The transcript has 2 exons. The coding region runs from base 1 to 1431 and encodes 476 amino acids. Gene Ontology annotation, molecular function: cyclin-dependent protein serine/threonine kinase regulator activity; protein kinase binding. Lineage: Eukaryota; Fungi; Ascomycota; Lecanoromycetes; Lecanorales; Ramalinaceae. Gene Ontology annotation, biological process: regulation of cyclin-dependent protein serine/threonine kinase activity.
AUGGCUACGACCGUGCUCCACUCCAAUGCCAGACCGCAUGCUGAUCCUCGACACGUCGAUCCCAGUGGCCUUACUGCACGCUUGACACCCAUGAUGAACUCUGGCGAAACACAAUCCAUCUCCAUUGAGCAUCAACGCCAGCAACCUACCAUCGGGGUACCCCACUAUCCUACACACACACGCACACCUUCUGCGUCGACUGCCUCCACCACUGCCAGCACCUCAGAAGCCUUGCCCACCCCACCAAACACUGCCUCUCGAUCACAAGCACCCCAUAUUCGUUUUCGAGGAGCAUCAGAUGCCCAUCCUCAACACGUACGCAAUGAUGACCCAGGAACAGAAUCAUCGCCGCAGCCUCCCUUGCGAGACGGCCAGCAAACUGACAUCCCACCGCCAUCGCCGCGCCUACAACCCACCUACUCCACAUUGUCCUUGAGCAAUCAAUCACUCGCCAACUCACCGAGUAAGAUAAGAGUACGCGAUCUUGGUCACAUACAAAGUUUUGCAAGCGAAGACCUUCUGACAAGAUCUCGACAUCCUUCGAGACACUCGCUAAGGGGAAGAAUAGAAGGCGGGCAGCAAUACGAGAUCAGUUCGAUGCCCGUGGCAGACAUCAUCGAGAUGGUUGCGGGGCUGUUGACUAAGAUCACCACAAACAAUGACCUGCAGCAUGAACAUCUACAGCGGCAUGUUCCCCCGGAUGGUUCCUCCAGCCUUACGCCUCAAGCAUCCAGUGUUCUCGCUUUUCAUGGCAAGAAUGUACCGAGCAUUACCAUCGCUAGCUAUCUCAUGCGCAUACACAAAUACUGCCCUACCACAUAUGAAGUCUUCCUUAGCCUGCUGAUCUAUUUCGACCGAAUGACAUCGGAAAUCAACAAGGAAUCUCAACCAACCUUUGCGGAGGCUGAACGGCGUCGACAACAAGCUGCGAGAACAGGAAGCACAGAUUCAAGCGCUACAGUGCGGCCAGAUGACGAGAUGUCAACAUCUCCGUCUCCACCACGAUACGCGUCGCCGCAAAGAGACCCAUAUUCAUCCACGGCCCCAGGCAAUGCAGGCUCUGCGUCCAACAUGCAUGAUUACGACAGAUUCGUUGUUGACAGCUUCAACAUUCACCGGCUCGUCAUGGCUGGUGUGACUUGCGCAAGCAAAUUCUUCAGUGAUGUUUUCUACACUAAUUCAAGAUACGCAAAGGUCGGUGGCCUCCCACUCGUUGAGCUCAACCAUCUCGAAAUCCAAUUCCUUCUCCUCAACGACUUUCGCUUGUCUAUCCCAAUCGAAGAGCUAGAGGCCUAUGGGACUCUAUUGGUGGAAUUCUACGCGGAAGAGAUAGUAAAGGAGCAACAAGCGCAACAACAGCCUCUGAGCCCUGGUAUGAGGAGUCCUGGCGAUGGAGAGGGGAUAUAUAUGAGGAUGCCUGCAUCGCCCUGA